Molecule: messenger RNA, 3205 nt
Organism: Arabidopsis arenosa
Lineage: Eukaryota; Viridiplantae; Streptophyta; Magnoliopsida; Brassicales; Brassicaceae
Source: the annotation of a GenBank genome assembly
UCAGAGGGAACAAAAAUCUGAUUCAGAAAUUGGUUUCGCUGGUCGUUUUGGUUCAAUCUCGACUUGCUGGUUUAUUCCGGUUGGGAAUUUUCGUAUAUUAAUAGUACCGGCGAAGCAGAAGCAAAUUUUUGUUAGGAGAAAACCCUAAAAUCUGCCAUGGAUAAGGAGAGAUCUUCCAGGAGCCACCGUGACGAUCGUGAUCGAGAUUCGAGUCCCGACCAUUCUCCACAACGUGAAGGCGGUCGCCGCCGUGACCGCAACGGUGAUUCCAAGCGUCGUGAUUCAGAUCACUACCGUUCAUCGAGGCGCGACGAUAGGGAAGAUGAGAGAGAUAGGACCAAGGAUAGAGCUCGGGGCAGAGGGGGAUCUGUAGAGCGAGGCGAGAGAGAAGGGAGUAGAGAUAGGGAAAAGCAUCACCAUGAGAGGUCUCGCGACGGAAGUAAAGAGAAAGAAUCGAGGAGCAAGAGGAAAGAGAGAGAGGAAGAGAAUGGGGCUAGGGAUGGGAAGAAGAAAUCUAGGUUUUCUGAUGGGAAUGGUGAGAGUAGGAGCAGGUUUGAGGAUGUGGCUUUGGAAGUUGAGAACAAAAAUCCUCAAGUCUCUGAGGCUUCUUCUGGGGCUGUGAAUCCAACCAGUGGCGUUACGAUUGGCGCUUCUUCAUAUAGUUCUGUUGCAUCGGAAGCUUCCAUGGCCCCUAGUCAAACACUGCUCACUAAGGUAUCUUCGAUAUCUACAACGGAUGAAAAUAAGGGUAGUAUUGUCAGAUCUCAUGAGGUUCCUGGAAAAUCUAGUACAGAUGGAAGACCACUGUCAACAGCUGGGAAAAGUAGUGCAAACUUGUCUCUUGAUUCAUCAGCGUUAGCCAAAGCUCAUAAAGCACUACAGUUGGGAAUGGGAUUGGCUGAAAAAUUGAAGAACCUUCCUUCGCUGAAGAAGGUUACUAAGCCAACUUCAGAAGGUAGCCCACAUACCAGAGUGCCAUCACCCGCUACCACUCCUGCUGCCUCUACAGGCACAUCUUCUGCUUCAGCAGUACCAUAUACUGGCCUUGCUGGCUUUGGAAGUAUUUCCAACAUUCAAGCUGUUAGGCGAGCUCAGGAGCUGGCAGCUAGGAUGGGAUUUCAUCAGGAUCCAUUGUUUGGUCCCGCUAUCAACCUAUUUCCAGGGCAGGCACCCUUAGAUAUGGCUGAUGCACAGAGACCGGAAAAGCCCCCUGUUCUGCGCGUGGAUGCACUAGGAAGGGAGAUAGAUGAACACGGAAAUGUGAUUAGUGUGACUAAACCAAGCAAUCUUAGUACAUUGAAGGUUAACAUAAACAAACGGAAGAAAGAUGCUUUUCAGAUUCUUAAACCUCAACUGGAAGCAGAUCUAAAAGAAAACCCCCAUUUUGACACAAGGAUGGGUAUUGAUGAAAAAAAGAUUCUGAGACCUAAACGUAUGAGUUUCCAGUUUGUUGAGGAAGGUAAAUGGACAAGAGAUGCUGAGAAUUUGAAGUUUAAGAGUCAUUUUGGUGAAGCAAAAGCGAAAGAGCUGAAGGUGAAGCAAGCACAACUGGCAAAGGCAACGGAUGAUAUAAAUCCAAAUUUGAUAGAGGUAUCCGAACGUGUCCCGAGAAAAGAGAAACCCAAGGAGCCAAUUCCAGAUACUGAGUGGUGGGAUGCAAAUGUCCUCAUCAAUGGCGAAUACGGUGACAUAGCUGAUGGCACCAUAACUGAAAGCCAUCUGAAGAUAGAAAAACUUACUCAUUACAUUGAGCAUCCGCGUCCCAUAGAGCCACCUGCAGAGGCAGCGCCUCCACCACCCCAACCUCUUAAACUGACAAAGAAGGAACAGAAGAAACUGCGAACCCAGAGGCGUCUAGCAAAAGAAAAGGAGAAACAAGAGAUGAUCAGACAAGGGCUGCUGGAACCACCAAAGGCAAAGGUGAAGAUGAGUAACUUAAUGAAGGUUCUUGGGUCUGAAGCGACCCAAGACCCAACCAAGCUUGAAAAAGAGAUCCGCACAGCAGCUGCUGAGCGUGAACAGGCUCAUACGGACAGGAAUGCGGCCCGGAAGCUAACCCCUGCAGAGAAACGUGAGAAGAAAGAGAGGAAGCUUUUCGAUGAUCCAACAACGGUUGAGACAAUUGUGUCGGUGUACAAGAUCAAAAAGCUAUCGCAUCCUAAAACAAGAUUCAAAGUGGAGAUGAAUGCAAGAGAGAACAGAUUAACAGGGUGUAGUGUGAUGACGGAGGGAAUGAGUGUGGUUGUGGUUGAGGGCAAGAGCAAAGCGAUAAAGAGAUACGGGAAGCUGAUGCUGAAGCGAAUAAACUGGCAAGAGGCAGAGAAGAAGGAUGAGAAUGAAGAUGAGGAAGAAGAAGAAGUGAAUGGCGGAAACAAAUGUUGGUUGGUUUGGCAAGGAAGUAUUGGGAAACCGAGUUUUCAUAGGUUUCAUGUACACGAUUGCGUGACGGAAUCCACUGCCAAGAAAGUUUUCAUGGAUGCUGGUGUUGUUCACUACUGGGAUCUCGCUUGCUCAGAGGAGAUGGCCAAUCUUACAGAAUAUCUGGAGAGGUCGAUGCAGAAUUGUUCACUUAUUGAUCGGAGAAGUAGUAUCGGAGAUGGAUUUGGUAUGAGCGAUGAACAUAUCCCGAUCUCAGAUAGAUUCUUGGAGCUCAAUUCUCACUUCUCUGUUCCUUCUCAUUUGGAACAGUGUCUUGAUCUUAAGACAGGAGAGAUCUACUACAGAAGCUGGAAUAGUGGAAUGAGAGUGAAGGAAGAUCCUAGAAAAUCGAUGAGCCGGGGCAACAAUGCAGAUCAAUCCAGUGGAGAAUCGUAUGGAACAGUGUUUUCAUCAGAAGAAGUUAGCUCGUAUUAUGAAAGCGAAGAGUCUUCAUCAGAGUCGUCGCCUUCAUCGAGAAAGAAUCACAAGUACAAAGAAGAAGAAGAUGAAGAUGUUCUUGUGGUAGCUGGUUGCAAAGCUUGUUUCAUGUAUUUCAUGGUACCUAAGCUCUUAAAGGAUUGCCCCAAGUGUGCAACUCAGCUUCUUCAUGACUUUGAUCAACUUCACUCUACUUCUCCUUGAAACUCUCUUUCUUUGUUGUUUUCUUUUCUCAUUUUCAUUUUUAUUUUUCAUCGCACAGAUUUGUGGCUUUCCUUUUAUAUAUGUCUUUGUCUUCUCCCUUUUCUAAAUCUCUUGAGUCGUAUAUGUAUAAACUAGUGGUCGUGUU